Paramuricea clavata is the source of this 1411-nucleotide messenger RNA. Lineage: Eukaryota; Metazoa; Cnidaria; Anthozoa; Malacalcyonacea; Plexauridae. The record is from the annotation of a GenBank genome assembly.
UAUCUGUCGUAGUAUCAGAAGACACGCCCGUAUACCGUCAAUAUUGGUUCUACAUUAUCAUUGGCAUCAUAUUAUUACUCCUUCUUCUGCUUCUGCUCUUGUUGUUCAUCCGAAGGAAACCUAAACGAACAUACAAAGGUUUGAAUUUUUGACAAAGCACUAUGGCUCUCCACAAUCUCGUAAGCAAGGGCCAGGGAAGAGUCUGGGAACGCGGUUGAGCAAGGGACUUGCUUGCGAGGUCGGACUCUCCACUGAGAAUUGUGAAUGAGAGAAUGUCUAAAUAUUCUUGCCCAGGCUAAUAUUCUUGGCCAGUAUCUGGUUAACCCCAAGUCAAAUGGAGAUGAGAGCAAAAAUCUCACAUCUUGUAGCAAGUCUGCCAACAAGCCGUCAACAAGUUGUGUUCGCACUGCUUGUCCCAAGUUGUCAACAAGUUUCGAUCAAGCUGUUAACAACUUGUAACAACCUUGUCGAUAUUAUCGGACUUGUAGCAAGGUUGUUCCAACAAAUCCGAUACAGUCGUGAUAUAACAAUAUUGUUACAACCUUGUGUCGUCAACCUUGUAAGAUUCUUGUUAUAUCAUCGGACUGUAUCAGACUUGUUAGAACAACCUUGUAACAAGUCUGAUAAUGCCAUCAAGCUUGUUACAAGUUGUUCACAGCUUGUUGAUAUUAUCGGGCUUGUAGCAAGGUUGUUCCAACAAGUCCAAUACAGUCAUGAUAUAACAAGAAUGUUACAACCUUGUGUCGUCAACCUUGUAACAUUCUUGUUAUAUCAUCGGACUGUAUCAGACUUGUUAGAACAACCUUGUAACAAGUCUGAUAAUGCCAUCAAGCUUGUUACAAGUUGUUCACAGCUUGUUGAUAUUAUCGGGCUUGUAGCAAGGUUGUUCCAACAAGUCCAAUACAGUCAUGAUAUAACAAGAAUGUUACAACCUUGUGUCGUCAACCUUGUAACAUUCUUGUUAUAUCAUCGGACUGUAUCAGACUUGUUAGAACAACCUUGUAACAAGUCUGAUAAUGCCAUCAAGCUUGUUACAAGUUGUUCACAGCUUGUUGAUAUUAUCGGGCUUGUAGCAAGGUUGUUCCAACAAGUCCAAUACAGUCAUGAUAUAACAAGAAUGUUACAACCUUGUGUCGUCAACCUUGUAACAUUCUUGUUAUAUCAUCGGACUGUAUCAGACUUGUUAGAACAACCUUGUAACAAGUCUGAUAAUGCCAUCAAGCUUGUUACAAGUUGUUCACAGCUUGACCUGAGAAAUGUGGGCUCAACCACGCAGUCUAUUCUAUUAUUGAUAUGACUAAACACUCGAUAUCUAUCUUUAUAUAUAGUGGGUGAGAGAGAAAAGGAACGCGCAGUGAACGACUCAAUUGAGAUGGGAGAAGAGCAUCCUUUGAAAGACGCUGAAGUGUAA